UGGAAAUGUUCAUUCGUAUCGUCGCCUCGUGUAUUCGUUCGCACUAUAUAAACAAUACACCAUUUAUCUAAGAUUUACACUUUUGAUACCACUACAAGAAUUUUUUUUUCUCUUUCUCCGGCCAGUCAUGGCGAACUAUAGGUGGCCGUCGAAGCUAUCGAAGUUAUCACCCCGAGCAAAACAAACAAACCUCUACAAGGUGAUCCUCAUCACGAUUCUCUGCGCCGCCUCUUACUCCGUCGGGAUAUGGAAGAACUCUCGCGGGGGAAUCUCACGUGCUUCCCUCACUUCAUUGCCGUGCACGUUUCCUAACAAAACCUCACCGAUCCUCAUCUUCAAUGCCCGUCACACAUCCCCUGACCCUCCCUCAUCGGCGACAGCGGCGCGUGUGGUUCAAAUCCCGUCUUGCGGCGUUGAGUUCUCGGAGUACACGCCGUGCGAGUCAGUGAACCGGUCUUUGAGUUUCCCAAGACAUAGAUUGAUAUACAGAGAGAGACACUGUCCUCCAAAAGACGAGAUUCUUCGGUGUCGGGUUCCAGCGCCGUACGGUUACUCGGUACCAUUCAGAUGGCCGGAGAGCCGUGACGUUGCGUGGUUCGCUAACGUGCCGCACACGGAGCUAACGGUUGAGAAAAAGAAUCAAAACUGGGUGAGGUACGAGAAGGAUAGGUUUUUGUUCCCUGGUGGUGGUACGAUGUUUCCACGUGGAGCUGAUGCUUACAUAGGCGAGAUCGGACGGGUGAUAAAUCUCAAAGACGGAUCGGUUCGGACAGCCAUUGAUACCGGAUGUGGGGUAGCGAGCUUUGGUGCGUAUCUGAUAUCGAGGAACAUAGUAACCAUGUCGUUUGCGCCACGAGACACACACGAAGCCCAGGUUCAGUUCGCACUUGAGAGAGGAGUCCCUGCUAUCCUCGGGGUCUUAGCUUCCAUUAGGCUCCCAUUUCCAGCCAGAGCUUUCGACAUAGCUCAUUGCUCUCGAUGUCUCAUUCCAUGGGGCCAAUACAAUGGAACGUAUCUGAUAGAGGUGGAUAGGGUACUGAGACCGGGAGGUUACUGGAUUCUCUCCGGACCGCCAAUCAACUGGCAGAGACACUGGAGGGGUUGGGAGAGAACCAGAGACGAUCUCAACUCGGAGCAGUCUCAGAUCGAGAGGGUCGCUAGAAGCUUGUGUUGGAAGAAACUGGUGCAGAGAGAAGAUCUUGCGGUAUGGCAGAAACCCACCAAUCAUAUUCACUGUAAGCGAAAUCGUAUUGCUCUAAAACGCCCUCCCUUCUGCCACAAGACACAACCAGAUCAUGCAUGGUACACUAAGCUGGAGCAGUGUUUAACGCCUUUGCCGGAAGUAACAGGAACUGAGAUCAAAGAAGUAGCGGGUGGGAAGUUGGCGAGAUGGCCUGAGAGAUUGAAUGCAGUUCCACCGAGGAUCAAGAGUGGGAGUUUGGAAGGGAUCACUGUGGAUGACUUUGUCACCAACACAGAGACAUGGCAGAGAAGAGUGUCUUACUACAAGAGCUUCGACCAACAGCUAGCGGAGACAGGAAGGUACAGAAACUUACUUGACAUGAAUGCUUACCUUGGGGGUUUCGCUUCGGCCCUGGUCUAUGAUCCUGUAUGGGUCAUGAACAUUGUCCCCGUGGAGGCCAGUGUCAACACCCUUGGUGUUAUCUAUGAACGAGGCUUGAUCGGAACGUAUCAAAACUGGUGUGAAGCGAUGUCAACUUACCCAAGGACGUACGAUUUGAUACAUGCCGACUCGGUGUUCAGUCUGUACAAAGACAGAUGUGACAUGGAAGAUAUAUUGUUAGAAAUGGACAGGAUACUAAGACCAAAGGGAAGCGUUAUCAUAAGAGACGACAUAGAUCUGUUAACAAAAGUGAAGAAGAUAACAGAUGGGAUGCAAUGGGAAGGGAGAAUAGGAGAUCAUGAGAAGGGACCUCUUGAAAGGGAGAAGGUUUUGUUUCUUGUCAAGGAGUACUGGACGGCGCCUGCACCUGAUCAGUAAUCAGAAAGCUAUAGAUAUAAUUUAGACCUUUCUACUAUCUCCCUUCUGUUUUUUUUUUUUCGCUUUUAAUAUAUUUUGUACACAACCAAAAGACUUUUUGGGCGAGAAUGAAGAAACAAACACCUGAUUCUGAAUCAAA
This is a messenger RNA of Raphanus sativus (radish), 2141 nucleotides long. Its product is annotated as probable methyltransferase PMT15. Gene Ontology annotation, molecular function: methyltransferase activity. The transcript is spliced from 5 exons. Gene Ontology annotation, cellular component: trans-Golgi network; cytoplasm; endosome. The record is from RefSeq and is a predicted model, not a curated record. NCBI's taxonomy places the organism in Eukaryota, Viridiplantae, Streptophyta, Magnoliopsida, Brassicales, Brassicaceae. Bases 128 to 2002 code for a protein of 624 amino acids.